AUGGCCCAUUUAAACAAACUAUUUAAUAUUACUAAUAAUUCUCAAACUGAAUCAUGCUUUCACUGUGAAAAACAAAAAACAUUAAAUGAAUUUAUUAGAUCUUAUAGAGAUUGUGAAGAUACUGAAAAAAAAUAUUCUAAUUGCAAUGAUUGUGCAAAACAGAAGUGGAAUGCCUUUUCAAAAUCUGAAACUAAAGAAAUAGAAAAUAAAAAUAAUAUAUUGUAUGACUUAUCUGAAUUAGAAGAACAAGUUGUUAUACAUUUUACAAAUCUUGAAGAUAAUCAGGAAGUCAAAUUUUCAAAGAUCUUUGAGUUUGAAAAUAAGUUAAUUGAUAAUUUUCAAACAUUAAAUAAUGUUCAAGAAACCUAUAUUUAUAAUAUAGUUCUAUUUUUUCUUUUACCUAUUGAAGCUAGGUCUUAUUACUAUUAG
Cetraspora pellucida is the source of this 429-nucleotide messenger RNA. The record is from the annotation of a GenBank genome assembly. NCBI's taxonomy places the organism in Eukaryota, Fungi, Glomeromycota, Glomeromycetes, Diversisporales, Gigasporaceae.